Salvia splendens (bonfire salvia) is the source of this 910-nucleotide messenger RNA. RefSeq names its product probable polygalacturonase. Gene Ontology annotation, molecular function: polygalacturonase activity. The transcript is spliced from 4 exons. NCBI's taxonomy places the organism in Eukaryota, Viridiplantae, Streptophyta, Magnoliopsida, Lamiales, Lamiaceae. The record is from RefSeq and is a predicted model, not a curated record. Gene Ontology annotation, biological process: carbohydrate metabolic process. Bases 46 to 711 code for a protein of 221 amino acids.
GGAGAAUUAGCAGGCAACAAUGGUACAAUCGAUGGUCAAGGGAAGAUGUGGUGGGAUCUGUGGGGGAAUAGGACAUUAAAGAACACAAGAUGCCAUCUUGUUGAACUUGUAAACUCGCACAAUAUUCUGAUCUCGAACCUCACUUUUCGAAACUCUCCGUUUUGGACCAUUCAUCCUGUUUACUGCAGCAAUGUUGUUAUCAGAGACAUGACAAUAUUGGCACCUCUAUAUGCCCCAAAUACUGAUGGAAUUGAUCCAGAUUCAAGCACCAAUGUAUGCAUCGAAGAUUGCUAUAUCGAGAGUGGUGAUGAUUUAGUAGCAGUGAAGAGUGGUUGGGACCAGUACGGCAUAGCCACGGCCAAACCAAGUGUAAACAUUACUGUAAGAAGAGUAUCAGGAACUACUCCAACAUGUUCCAGAAUUGGGAUUGGCAGUGAGAUGUCUGGUGGCAUCAGCCACGUUCUAGUCGAGGAUAUGUACAUUAGGGACUCUGCAACCGGAGUAAGGAUCAAAACCGACAAGGGUAGAGGUGGAUACAUCACCAACAUUACUAUACAAAAUGUUGUGAUGGAGAGAGUUAAGGUGCCCUUGAGGUUUAGCAGAGGCACAAACGACCAUCCUGAUGAGAAAUGGGACCCUAACGCGUUGCCUUUGGUGAGAGGGAUACGGAUAAGUAAUGUAGUAAGGAUUCGAGAAAACCCCCCUUGUUAGUAGGCAUUGAAGGCGCACCAUUUAAGGAUAUAUGCAUGAGAAAUGUUAGCCUGCUCGGGAUAUUGCCAUCUCUGAGGUGGAGGCGUGGAGCUGUGAGUUUGUCUCUGGCUUCAGCGAUGGGGUGACCCCCAUGCCGUGCUUAGAGGUGCAGAGAAACGGCUCCUCGUCUUGGUGUUGGUGUUCGGGUUUGAGUAGUGCC